Varroa destructor (honeybee mite) is the source of this 2543-nucleotide messenger RNA. RefSeq lists its product as uncharacterized. The record is from RefSeq and is a predicted model, not a curated record. NCBI's taxonomy places the organism in Eukaryota, Metazoa, Arthropoda, Arachnida, Mesostigmata, Varroidae.
AAAAUGUGCCACCUACUGACCUUCCUCUGUGCCGUCGCAGUUCUUCAGCUUAUUGACAGGAAGCGGUCGCACAAUUGUUGGUACCGCCCUAUUAGUUCGUUGGUGUUAUUCAUUCAAGGCCAACAACUCAUUGCAAAAAACGUGCGACGGAAAAGCAGCAAAAAUCAGACCGGUCGUCCACCUCCGUAUGGCGCUGGUUUCUCCGGCUUCAGGGUCUUUUGUCGACACAUUUUCGAGACAAAAAGUCAGAAAAAGAUCGAAAAGCCGCCGCUAAUAACAACAAUAACGACAAUUACAACAAACGCCAGUAUCGUACAGAAAGCCACCGCUUAUCAUUCGGUCCGUUGUUCCGUUGCAGCGACGAUACCAACAGAUGAGGCGUGGCAAUAUGUUAGGGCAAGGUUACGCGCAGGACAGACCGUAUCAAGAGAUGACCUUGCCGGCCAAAGCAUUGUUGCUAAACUAGCAGUUUGGUGACCUCGUAUACAGGAAUGAGCGCUGCCAAAUACACUAUGAGGUAUCGUUUUGCCGGAUCUAUUCAGUAGUACUCUGUUAACGUCUUUGGCGGUCGUUUAAAAUGGAAGUGCCAUCGUCUGUCUAUCUGAAUGACACUCAACUAAGAAAUGUCUGGUCGGUGGUAACGGUCACUGGAGAAAGUAUUUGGUUCGAUAACGGUAUGUAUGUAGGUUCAGCAACUUGUGCUUUCUUGAGUGUAUGCAUCGUCGCUACGACGAACGACUAGGACCUAUUUCGAGUGAAAAAAUGGCGUCGUGACUGAAAUGACGACAGAUGUCCUUAUCUGUUACAUGUAUAUGUCAGAAACAGAAUAUGGCGACAAUAUUUUCGUUCGUGUUAUUUGUCGUCGCAAUGUUCUUCCGUAUUUAGGUGAUGCAUAGGAGCGGCAGCAGUGGUUGAUGUAGGUAACUGCGGUCACCACUACGACGAAGCCCUUGCCGACUACACCCUACCACUGCAGCGGUAAACCAUAGUGUGGACACAGCACGCACGCACGCAUGCGCCUGUGCACGUACCACCGUUUUCUAACAAAGGCCAACGGAGUAGCCAGUAACAAUAACGGUGAAUAAUAAGAAGCAAUGUUAUUGUUGACUAGCAGAGAAUAAGAAUGAACGAACUCGUGUCUUCACCGUUACAACAGUCGAAACACAUCCGGUGGUUAGAGAUGGAUGAAGAAUAGCUAUUUUGCAGUAAUCUCUUUCAAUUCACGCCAACAAUUUUCUAAUGCGGAGAUUUUAUCCCCGACCAACCUCAGGCUACAGAGAUGUAAAAGUUCACAAUUCAAUUAUUUCCAGCACUGAGUCAUUUAAGAUGUUAUAUGUCAAAACAAUUAUGUUUUGGCGUUCGCAAUUAAAUCUUCAGUAACAGUAAUAAGGAAGUGAUAUUUAUUGUUACUGAACAUAUUUUUAAGCUUAAUUCCAUUUAUAUAGCGUGACAUAUGAUAAUGGCCGAUACGUAAAUGUAUCAAUAAAUAUUACGAUUACGGCCUCCGCCUGCUAAACCAUUUUUCCCAUCAUUGUUUUAUAGCUCUUUGGUAUUUUGAAAGGCAGGCUCAUUAUUAGCAAGGACAAACCAACAUGAUAUUAGAUUACACACACACACACAUAAUAUAUAUAUAUAUAUAUAUAUAUAUAUAAAAUUGUUUGAAAUACGUUUUCGAUGUCUUGACAAAAAUAAGCGUAAGGCAGCGAUUGGAUCAGAUGGAACAAAUGAGUACCUCCUGAAAGCGUAUCCCAAUUUUGUUACUGUGAGACGUGUACCCGGACACAUGAACGUCAUGUCGCACGGCCAUCGCGCGCCCUUGAUGCUUUGUCGGUAAGCGAAGGACUUGCUGGUCCUAACAAGCGUCACUUAGAAAAACAAGUAUUACGUGAACACUGUUAUGCAACAGUAUUGUGCCAAAACAAAAUUAACAUUAUGCCAGCGUGGUGCCAAGGGCUAUGCCGGGAUUGCAGCCAAGUAUGGCAACAGACAGAAUCAUUUAGAAGUGUUUCUAUUGUUGCUCCAUAUAGCCGAGAUGCGAAUGGGGCUCACUGUGCCGUAAAGGUGAUGACUUCAAACUGCUCAUACUCCAGUAUAAUCAUUAUCUGAGUAGAGAAAAUCGAGCCGAUAUUAUAUGUGUAGGUCCGCAUUUCACCCACUGUUUUGCCUGUGGCGGGUACUUGUAGAAAUGUACGCAAGUAAAUUCAGAACUUGGCUUACAUUAGAUAGGCAAUCAGACUUGUAACAAAGUAAUAUAAUACCUAUACGGGCUAUAUUAUGUGACGUUAAAUAAAAGGAUUCUUCUAUAUUAAAUAAGUGGUAAAAUUUCCACGUGAAACGCUGACGUGAUGACUGGUACAAAAUUCGUCAAGUAGAAUGACAUUACUUGUAAUAAAGUCAUAACGCUGAACAAUUAAAUAUAAAAUAGGGAAAUUCUUACUUCAUACUAAUAUUGAUUUGUCGUCAACAUUUGCCAUCAUAGACUACGCCCAAUGUAUAAGAUUCGUUUGAAGCAUUUUCAAUUUGUUUACGAAGAGAGCGGAUCA